Molecule: messenger RNA, 3938 nt
Organism: Scomber scombrus (Atlantic mackerel)
Lineage: Eukaryota; Metazoa; Chordata; Actinopteri; Scombriformes; Scombridae
Gene: sorbs3
Product: sorbin and SH3 domain containing 3
Exons: 22
Coding region: 366-2480 (704 amino acids)
Molecular function (GO): protein binding
Source: RefSeq, a predicted model, not a curated record
UAAUAUUUCAGGACAAGGAAACAUGGGAGCAGGAACAGAUAGAUAAAUGUCUCAGGAGCAUAACAGAAGCGCUCCACUUCCACUGUAGAGAGUACAGAGAUACAGUUGAUCCGCUGUAAUCACACAAGGACUUAAAAAGGAAAGCAGUAGCACUACUUCUCUUGGCUUUGCUGCAAGGUUUCCAUCAUAUGGGAUAGACCUUGCCAAGUGACAGGUGAGUAAGCUGUGUCAACUUUACCAACCGGAUCCACAAACUCCCUUUUGUGGCCAGCAUGAAUGUGACACACACAACAUCUUAAAACAUAUAUUCUUAAUGCUGGGGACAAGAAUUUGAUAUCUGCCACACAAGACAGAAAACAGAUCACAUGCAGUCUCAGCAGUGUGUGGAAGCGGUUGGGGACCCAAAUGGCUCCAAGAUUGUCUUCAACCAAGAGGUGGUCAUCUCUCCUGGACUCCCUACUCCUCCUCUGAGUCCUUUUCGCUCAGCGAGGCAGCCAUCUGGAGAGUCUAAGGUGUCAGAGGUGAAUGGAAGUGGCCCAACAUCUCUCAGCUUUGGAUCAUACUAUGGCCCCUCACAAUCAUAUGGGGGGCUGUCCAAUGGCGUCCAGGCCUGUGCCACUCUACCACGUAGCUGGACUCCCACCAGAGAGGAGAGACUUAUCAAGUUCUCAGGAAUUGGCCCGGUGGAUGAGACAGGGAUGCCUAUUGCCUCCAGAUCAAGUGUGAACAAGCCCAGAGACUGGUACAAGAGCAUGUUCAGACAGAUUCACAAGAAGCCAGAGGAUGAUGAGGAAGAUUCAGAGAGGUGGUCAGCCGAACGGCUCCAGUUAUCUGCCAACACAGAGGAAAAUAAUGAAGCAGACAAGAAUCUCUUCAGACUAACACCUUAUGGAGCCUUACCAGACUGGAGUGAAGAUGUAGAUAAGUUGUCAGACCCGGGAAAGCAGCACCCUCAACCGAAGAGCAUAUUCGACUUUGAGCCUGGGAGGAGCACCACCUCUGAAAGCCAGAGCCAGGCUCAUCUGUCACUGAAGAAACAGCCUGAGAAACCCAAGUCCCCUUCAGUUGAGGCCAGUCUGGUCUCUGAGCUGAGUCGGUUUGAGGCUGAGCUGGACUCGGAGAUCCAGGGCCUGGAGAGGAGACUUUCCCAGAAGAAGCAGCGUCGAGGCCGGGGUGAGGAGGCCAGAGGCAGGGAUCCAGUUGCUGCCCCCAAGACCGGGACUACAAACUACAGCAAUUUAUCAGCAUCCAAACAACCUGUCCAUCGCCCUGUUGGCCCAUCACCAGCCUCCAUUCCCACAUAUGUAGAACGUCUCUCUCCUGCAAAUGAAACCAUGGAGCACUCUCCUAAGAAAGAGGAGAAGAAGAUGAAAGCAGCAAGAGUCAAGUUCAAUUUCCAGGCUCAGUCACCCAAGGAGCUCUCACUGCAGAAAGGCGACAUUGUCUACAUCCACAGGCAGGUCGACAACAACUGGUUUGAAGGAGAACAUCAUGGCAGAGCUGGCAUUUUCCCCUCGACCUAUGUGGAGAUUCUGCCUCCUUCAGAGAAGCCAACACCUAUAAAGUCUCCCACUGUACAGGUGUUGGACUAUGGGGAAGCUGUCGCUUUGUUUAAUUUUAAUGCGGACCUUCCAGUUGAACUCUCUUUUCGUAAAGGUGAGAUAAUCAGCAUAACCAGGCGUGUUGACGAAAAGUGGUUGGAGGGGAGGAUCUCAGGGACCAGCCGUAGUGGCAUCUUCCCCGCCUCUUAUGUUCAGGUCAACAAGAUGCCCCGCACCAAAUACUCCACAGACGACUACCCAGCAGGCCCCAUGUCCCCCGUCUCACCUGGACCCCAGAGUCCAGGACGUCCACUCCAUUCACCCUGCCUGCGGUCACCAGUGUCCCCUUUCACCCCCACCUCACUCAGCCCCCAACCUGAGCACUCUCCCUUGAAGCCGUCUUCAUCUGUACCUUAUGGCAGCCCAGCUUCACAGUCACGCUCCCCCACCCAGACACCCGUAUCCAAAGAAACAGCCUAUCGGUGGCCCCACAGUACCUCCACAACUGCUUCACCCACCAACCAGAACAGUCACUGGGGUGGGACACACUCAGCUAACCAGAGCUCCAUGGCUAGAGCUGUUUCACCGCUCACCCAGUCGUCGGCCUCUGUGCAUAGAGCAGGAGCCACCACAGCGAACACUCCCAGAUACACUGACCCGUCACAGGGUGCAACAACAAACCGAGCUGCUCCUUCUAAUCCACACGUCAACUCCCUCCCACCAACACAUGGGCCAAACAACGCUGGCUCCACGAUGGUGCAACGCCUGCCAUUUAAAGCUGUUUACAACUACAAACCACAGAAUUCAGACGAGUUGGAGCUCAGAGAAGGAGACAUUGUGCAAGUGAUGGAGAAAUGUGAUGAUGGCUGGUUUGUAGGUACGUCAGAACGGACUCAUGCUUUUGGGACUUUUCCUGGGAAUUAUGUGGCACCAGUUUGACUUCCUCACUUCCUGCUUGCCCACAUUCACCUGGAUUCGUAAGAGUCUGGCCAAUCACUCCAGCUCACUCCAGCAGAUCCUGCUUUUGACACCCCAGCAAUUCUUCAUCCCAUUUCCCACCACACUCCCAAACCUGCUUUAGUCAGGCCUGCAUGUUCAUUAUUUUUACCAGAACAGAAUUUUUAAGACAGGGACAUCGUGUGGUUUCUCACCUCUCUGCAUGAGUACACGUGUGUGUGUGUGUGUGUGUGUGUGUGUGUGUGUGUGUGUGUGUGUGUGUGUGUGUGUGUGUGUGUGUGUGUGUGUUUGUGUGUGUGUGUGUUGCACUGAGACUUGGUGUUUUCACACACCAUUUGAGAGGAAAGACUGAAUGCUGAUGAUACUGUUUCAGAUGCAAAGAAUGGAGGUUUUUUUGCUCCACAACUAUUUGCAGCUGCAGGAAAUUUGCAUUCUUUCCCAGUGAACAGCACUGUUCCCUCUAAGGUCCUGGUACAGUAUGAUUCUGCAUUCAGUGUUUUACCACCACAGUUUCAUCACAAACCACUGUUGAGAAUUAUGAAUUAGGAUGGCACAUUUUUCUGGUAUUUUGCUGGACGAUUAAUGUUUCCGUAAAAUGUCUCCCCCAGAUUGUCUUUCAGAUCUCUGAAAAUAUCCUGGGCAGUUUGAGGAAACAACAUGAACAUCUGUAGAUAUGUGCUUACAGUAAAGCACAACAAGGGUUCAGGCAUGUCAUGAUAAGGGUACAGCCUUCCAUGAGGCUUUUCAGAGGAGCAAAAUAAUUAAAGCAUGUACUGGUUUCUUUUUAUUAAUAGCAACAUUUUGGGCAUUUUUCUUUUUUGAAUCUGUUCCCUCAUGAUGGCAAAAGUAAAAAGAGAAAUUAGAUAGUAAUCAGGGCUGUAAUGGGAAUCGGUUUGCUCUGAAAUUCAAUUUGUACAAGAUCAGGUGUGUUAAAUAUCUCAAAGUAUGUAAUCUACACAAUGCCUCCAAAGCAAAUGAGCAAAUGUUCUUUUGACAUCGUUGAAGUAAUGCUGUAUGUGCCAAAUCUAACCUUUUAUGACAUGUCUGUGUUAAAACUUUCCAGUAAACAUUCUCAGCUCACUUUCUGCCGUGUUUACUACUACUGCUUUUAUAAUGUUUUCUCUGCUUAAGUUACAGGGUUAACAUUUUCACUUUGACAACAGUAUUCAGAUUUCACUUAUGUUUGUGCCAGUGCAACCAAGUGUGAGCUUUCUAAACCUAAUUAUAAAACCCUAUCAUGAAGUCAUUUGCAUCUUUUUUAUGAUAUAUUCAUGAUUUCUUUGUAAAAAUGAAUCACGUGCGGUAGACACAGAAGAUGAUUGUACAGGCUGUGACCUUUUAUCAAAUUUGAAAGUAUAAUAUAUAUUUGCUUAUAAAACAAUGUAUCUUAUAUGUAUGGUACGCAUUUUUUUAAAAGCAAUUAAACAUUACAGAGUGAUA